AUGGAAGUUCAGUUUAAGUGUUUCUCCUCAGUCGCAGGUUCUGCAAACACAAGGUGUGACUUUGAGGAGGGAUUUUGUGACCUGAUCCAAAACUCGGAGACUCUCUCUGAAUGGACCAGAGUAACUGAGGCUGCAGGACUCAAACAGGACCAUGCAAAUUCCUCAGGAUAUUUUCUGUCCCUUUUACCUGUUGGAGGGAACAGAACCACAGCAGAACUGAAUAGUCCAAUCUUCCUGCCCAGUCAAACAUGUCAGAUGACUUUCUAUCAUUAUGUUGGGGCAACACAUGGGGAUCUUCUGGUCCUGGUUCAACCUCAGUCAGAGGUUCAAAGCACUGAAAUAUGGAAACACUCCACAGAGCUGCAGAUAAAAACAUGGCUGCAAACAACAAUUCACUUUACCAGCAAUGAUAGUUUUCAGGUGGUAAUCCGAGGGGAACUUUCAGCUGACAGCGAAUCCUCAGAGGUCUUAGCUAUUGAUGACUUAUCCUUCAGUCCUGGUUGCAUCACUCUGCCUGAGAGCAGUGUACCUCCUCCAUCUGCCUGCCCUCCUUCAUGGUUCGCCUGUGAUGGAGGGGAGUGUAUCGAGGAGAGCAAAGUGUGUGACUUCACCCCUCAUUGUCCUCAUGGAGAAGAUGAAGCUGGCUGCCCUGCUGAGUGUGACUUUGAGGGUGGCUCUUGUGGCUGGUAUGAGUUCACCCUUGGCGAUGGCUUUGACUGGGUCAGAGGCUCAUCCUUGGAUGUACCUCCAGAUUACUUUGGCCACCCACCAUUAUCGGACCACUCUACUAACAGCACUGAAGGUCAUUUCAUGUUCAUUCUAAAGGACAGCAGCAGUUUGCAUCCAAAAGCUGUUCUUCGAGGACCGUGGUUCCAGCAGUCUGCCUCUGGCUGCACCAUGACCUUGUGGCAUUAUAACUCAGGCAUAUCUGUGGGGGCUACUGGCAUGUACCUUCGAAUCAAAGGUGAUAACAACACCGCCAUAUGGACCACACUGUAUGACCAAGGAAGGCACUGGAACCGGGUCACUGUGCAGCUGGGACGAAUCACUCAACCAUUCCAGAUUACACUGGCUAAAAUCAGCCUCGGCGUGUUUGAUGGCGUCUCGGCUUUUGACGAUGUCACCUUUGAGAACUGUUCAAUGCCGCCGGCUGUGGUAGAGUGCCCUGCACACACACAUUUCCACUGCGUGCACACCAAAGCGUGCGUGGAACGUCUGCAGCUCUGUGACCUUGUGGAUGAUUGUGGGGAUGGAUCAGACGAGGAAGGAUGUUCUCCAGAGCUCCAGUGCAACUUUGAAGAUGGGUUGUGUGGCUGGAAGCAGGAACAGAGUGGAGGUGAUGUCUUUGACUGGACCCGUAUCCACGGCCCAACUCCAACCUUAAAUACAGGCCCUUGGAAGGACCACACAUUGGGCACCAAAUAUGGCCACUAUCUCUACAUCGAGUCAUCUUUACCCCAGGAAUUCAGGGACACUGCUGUGCUGCUGAGUCCGAUAUUCCAACCUACCCACAAGUCUGUUGAAGACACGUCCUGGUCCCAUAGACACUGUGUUUUCCAAUUCCAUUACUGCAUGUUUGGAUCACAUGUGUUCAGCCUUGCAGUGUACUUGAGGACCACAGCUACAGGACGUGGUCCAAUGCUAUGGGCAGGAUAUGGAGACCAAGGAGAUUUUUGGCACAGGAAGACGCUCUACCUCCACAGUGCUCGCCCUUUCCAGAUUUUGAUUGAAGGUACAGUUGGAGAUGAUUUUACGGGAGAUAUUGCCAUUGAUGACCUUUCCUUCCUUCACUGCGAACUCUUUGACGGAGCACUUCCAUCAUUGAUCAACCCUGCAGUUACCCCUCCAUCUACGACUGUUCUGCCCCACAGCUGCCCUGAAGGGCAGUUUGUAUGUGGAACGUAUGGGGAGUGUGUUCCCCUUUGCCAAGUGUGUGACUUUAAAAAAGACUGCUCUGAUGGACUGGAUGAAACAAACUGCGUGCAGGAACAGUGUGAUUUUGAAGGGAGUGACACUUGCGGUUGGAUUAUUAUCAACCCUGCUUUAGUACCAAACCACGCAUUUUACUGGGCAACUGACCAAGGGAAGAACAUCCAUUAUGGAGAGCUUCAUCGUCCCACCAAUGACCAUACUCUCAACAGCCCUGAGGGUUGGUAUAUGUGUGCAGACAGUUCAAAUGGCCACUAUGGUCAAACCACUGACCUCCAGACACCUGUUAUCUCUUCCACUGGGCCACAGUGCACCCUGAUCUUCUGGUACCAUAUGAGUGGAUUCACUGUGGGAUCCUUGCAGGUGCUGCUGAAGCACAGAAAUACCACUCAUGAGGUUUGGUCUCAGACUGGUAACCAAGGCAACAAAUGGAGAAGAGGAGAAGUGUUUUUGGGGAUAUUAAAUGACUUCCAGGUGGUACUCAGAGCAAAGCGAGGGAUCAGCUACAUGGGUGACGUAGUGAUUGAUGAUGUCAGCUUCCUGGACUGCUCCCCUCCUCUCCCACCAGAUAGGCCGUGUACUUCUGAGCAGUAUGAUUGCUCUAAUGGUCACUGCAUUCCUCAGGAAAACUUAUGUGACUUCACCAACCACUGUGGGGACAAUUCAGAUGAGGACCCUUACAUCUGCAAGGGCUUUAGUGGACGCUGCAAUUUUGAGUUUGACCUCUGUUCCUGGCGGCAAUGCCAAGAGGAUGACUUUGACUGGCUGAUCAAAGCAGGCAGCACGCGGACUCUUGGAACCGGGCCCUCCAGUGACCACACACUUAGAGACCCCUCCGGGCACUACCUCUACCUGGAGAGCUCUUUCCCUCAGGCAGUCGGUGACACCGCCCGCAUAAUCGGACCCUUAUUGAGCAGCAGGAGCUCAGAGUGUAAGAUGCGUUUCUACUUUCACAUGUCUGGAGAUGGCAUCGGAACUCUUAGCGUGUUCACCGAAACUGAAGGACACCUUCAUCUCCUGAUGAACCUGACAGGAGAACAGGGCAACUACUGGCAGAUGAAGGAAAUCCCACUGAGCAGCUCCAGAGACUUCCAGGUUGUGUUUGAGGGCAAGGUAGGCCGUAGCGAAAAGGGAGACAUCUGCCUGGAUGACAUCAUAUUCUCUCCAGGAUGCCUCCUAGCCCCCUCAGCUAUAAUAACAGACACCACUUCUCCCCCAGCAGGAUCCUGUCCUUUGGGCUCCAUGCUUUGUGAGAAUGGCAGGUGUUUCAGUCCAGAGCAGAGUUGUGACUUCACAGACCAUUGUGGAGAUGGCACAGAUGAAAAGGAUUGUGGGACUUCCUGCUCUUUCGAGAAGGGUCGCUGUGGCUGGAAAAGCUCGCUGGCGGAUAAUUUUGACUGGAUACUGGGUAUUGGAUCGAUCCAAAGCAUACGGCCUCCAUAUGAUCACACACUAAUGGAUGAAAAUGGUCAUUUUGUCUACUUGGAAGCAACACCAGUGGGACUGAAAGGUGACAAAGCUCAUAUUAAGAGCUCAAUUUGGAAAGAGUCAAGUGCAAUCUGCAAACUCUCUUUCUGGUACUACAUUUCCCAUAUGGCCUCAGGAACCAUCCGGUUACUUAUCAAGACGGAGUACGACCUAAUGGAGGUGUGGAAUAAAACAGGGCAUCAGGGGAACAAAUGGAACCAAGCAGUGGUCCCUCUGAGGAAGCUCAGGAACUUUGAGGUGAUAUUUGAAGGGAUCCGCUUCAGGGACGUGAGCGGCGGAGCUGCACUGGACGACCUGGAGUUCAUUGACUGUGCUCCAAGUGCAGUAGAGUCGGGUAGUUGUCCUGCAGUCUCAGACUUUGUGUGUCUAAGCGGCCACUGCAUUGAGUCCCACUUGGUGUGUGACAACAAGGCCGACUGUGCUGAUGAAUCAGAUGAAAUGGACUGCGGCCACAUACUGGGCUCACCGGGUGCUUGUAAUUUCAACAUGGAAGACAAGUGGGAAGUAAGCUGCCAGCUCUCUCAAGACCCUGAUGAUGACUUUGAUUGGAGGAUCGGUCAAAAGACAGAGACACCAGGAACUGGACCUGACAGUGACCACAGCCCAGGUGGAGGAGGAAACUUCCUGUACAUACACUCAGCCACUCAAAGGGAGGGUGACUUUGCCAAGAUGACAACCAGGAGUACAUUUCCUGCCAGUAUCGGCCUGUGUCAUCUGCGCUUCUGGUUCUUUAUGUACGGCUCUCAGAAGAUGGGAACACUGAAGGUCUAUACUGUUGGAUCCAGUGGUGCACGUCUUCUGAUGUGGGCGACCACUGGAAACCAUGGCAAACAGUGGACCUACGCAAAUGUCAUCCUGUCCAAUCCAGCACCUUUCAGAGUGACCUUCCAGGCAGAGGUGGGUGGAGACAUGUGGACAGACAUCGCCCUGGAUGACAUCUCGUACACUGCAGAGUGUGUGGUCGGAGGACCAGUGACUCCCAAGCCUCCGACCUGUGCUUUAGAUGAGUACCAGUGUGCAUAUUCCUUUCAGUGUAUCCCAGAAAGCUGGCAGUGUGACAAAGAGCCAGAUUGUGCAGAUCAGUCUGAUGAAGAGAAUUGCCCAACCUUCAUACCCGGAACUCUUCCUCCUCAGGAUCUUUGUCCUGCUGGGUUUUAUCAGUGCUCAGAUCAUAGCUGUGUCCCCUCCUUACUGCGCUGCGAUGGAGUCCAGGACUGCCCUGAUGGAGAGGAUGAGUACAGCUGCCCUCUGUUGCAGUGUGAGCUGGGAGAACUGGUGUGUGAAAGUUCGCCUGGCUGUAUCCCAUUACUGAUGCGAUGUGACCACUCUACCGACUGUCUACCGUUCCACUCAGAUGAAUCCAGCUGCUAUGACUGUCCUCCAGGAUUUUGCCUGGCUCAUGGCUCAUGCUAUGUUGGGAAAUUUGGACCAGUUUGCUUAUGUCAACCAGGAUGGACAGGAAACCGUUGCCAUGUGAAGAAGAAACCACACCUCAGUACCCCAUCACCAACAUUAACCGACAUAGCGCCAGAUUCAGCGUACACUGGCAUCACCAUCGGGUUGCUGCUGCUCAUGGCUGGAGUCAGUGUGUGUGUUCUGGCUUUUUGCAAGAAAAAAUACUACCUUAAAAAACCUGACCCGAUGCACUACGGGGUGAUGGAUAAUCCAGAUUUGGACUGGAGAGCAAAGCUCUCAUCAGCGGAUAAAAGGCCAGGCUGCUGUCCUGGCAUUCACCCCAAGAGGAGUGAUGGUCAUGGGCUUUCCAUCAGUGUUUACCCCUGGAGGAGAGAGGUAGAGCAGGACUCAAAUUGGAAAGAUGCCAAAUUGUCCUUCUUCAAUCCAUUGUACAAUUACUCCCCUGAUGCUAAUCCUGCUGACAAAAGCUCUGAAGCAUAACAUUUUUGGACUUUAGAUUACUUUUGUUGGGUAUUUUGCCUUUGUGGAAACAGGAAAUGUGGGGAGUGACAUGCAGAGUUGAUUCAGAGUGGGACAUUUAAGUCCAUGUGGUACACUUGUUAACCAGUCAAGAUUGUGAAGACAUUUAAGGACAACAGAGUUAAUAAAAUUAAUUUUUUUGGGCAGUUUAGUGAAGAAAGUGUGACAAUUAAUGAGUUAAGUGUUACAAUAACACGAAGGGCCUCUAGUUUGUGUGCACAAAGCUGUUUGCCACUGGUUCCUGAUGUGGAAAUGGAGGGUUUAAAGGCCAGGACCCAAAAUGUCCCUAAAACUUGUAAAAUGUUUCUGUGAAAUACAGUUUGUCAGAUCAAACAGUGCAGAGUUCCAAGACAUUUCUCCUAAAAUAAUUCUUGUAAAACCCGCUUAUCCAUCUUUAUGUCCUUCAUUUGAUCUGCAUGUUUUUGUAGAUCACCUUAUAAUGUUGCUAAGAAAUACCCGACAUAAACAAUACAUUUAAUUUAUUUAGUGCACAUGUUUCAUGGCAG
This is a messenger RNA of Melanotaenia boesemani (Boeseman's rainbowfish), 5858 nucleotides long. RefSeq names its product MAM and LDL receptor class A domain containing 1 (gene malrd1). Gene Ontology annotation, cellular component: membrane. Lineage: Eukaryota; Metazoa; Chordata; Actinopteri; Atheriniformes; Melanotaeniidae. The record is from RefSeq and is a predicted model, not a curated record. Gene Ontology annotation, molecular function: protein binding. The transcript has 32 exons. Bases 1 to 5313 code for a protein of 1770 amino acids.